CACGUAGUUUUCAACGUUAGAAAAGCUUGUUCCACUAACCGAAACCUCCUUACCCUCUGUUUCAGAACCAUGAAGAAAGCGUCUUCCUCGAAAGCGGAUGGACCCGCCAACAAGAAACCCAAAGUCGAAGGCGGUCCAAUCAAAGUGGAUGAUUUUGCGGAGAAAUUCAAAACCACCCGCAAAGAAACGGCCAAGUCUAUUCUGGAUUUUGAUUUCAAGAAAAAGCGCGUACGUAUUCUUUCCGAUACCAAGGAAGUGGAAGAAAACAAAAAGGGAGUCGUUUAUUGGAUGUCCCGUGAUGCCCGGGUGCAGGACAACUGGGCUUUUCUGUUCGCACAAAAACUUGCCCUGAAGAACGAACUGCCGUUGCACGUUUGCUUCAGCUUGGUUCCGAAGUUUCUCGAUGCCACCAUUAGGCAUUACAAAUUCAUGCUGAAAGGACUUGAAGAAGUAUCAAAAGAAUGUCAAUCUCUGGAUAUCAACUUCCACAUGCUGACUGGGAUGGCUAAAGAUACCAUUCCGAAGUUUGUGAAGACACACAAGAUUGGAGCCGUGGUAUGUGAUUUUAGUCCACUGCGAGUUCCGAUGCAAUGGGUUGAAGAUGUUCGUAAAUCACUGCCAGCCGAAAUACCGCUCUGCCAGGUGGAUGCCCAUAAUAUCGUUCCACUGUGGGUGACAUCUGAAAAACAAGAAUAUGCAGCGCGAACGAUCCGUAACAAGGUGAAUGGCAAUCUUAAUACAUAUCUGACGCAAUUUCCACCGGUGAUCAAACACCCCCAUAAGGCUUCCUUCAAAGCUGAUCCAAUUGAUUGGACCAAGUUGUUGGAUACAGUCGAGGUAGAUAGAAGCGUAGAUGAGGUUGCUUGGGCCACUCCGGGUUACACCGGAGGGCUUGGUGUCCUACAAAGCUUUGUCGAGAAGCGGUUGAGGAAGUUCAAUGCUAAACGAAACGAUCCUACCGAGGAUGCUCUGUCGAAUCUCUCCCCUUGGUUUCACUUUGGCCAAAUAUCCGUCCAGCGGUGCAUUCUGACGGUUAAGAAGUACGGCAAAGGCUUCUCCGAGGGUGUAGCUGAUUUUUGUGAAGAAGCGAUUGUCCGUCGAGAGCUGUCCGAUAACUUUUGUUUCUACAACAAAAACUAUGACAGUUUGAAGGGCGCUUACGAUUGGGCUCAGAAAACCUUGAAUGACCACCGUAAAGAUAAGCGUACGUAUCUCUACAGUAGGGACCAGCUUGAGCAAGCGAAAACCCAUGACGAUUUGUGGAAUUCGGCACAGAUCCAGAUGGUCAAGGAAGGUAAAAUGCAUGGCUUUUUGCGAAUGUACUGGGCGAAGAAGAUUCUCGAAUGGACAAAAACUCCGGAGGAAGCUCUCGAGACGGCUAUUUAUUUGAACGAUCGCUACCAGCUGGAUGGCCGUGAUCCUAAUGGGUACGUUGGCUGCAUGUGGUCCAUUGCGGGCAUCCACGAUCAGGGAUGGCGCGAGCGGGAAGUCUUUGGAAAGAUUCGUUACAUGAACUACGAAGGCUGCAAGCGGAAGUUCAAUGUUGCUGCUUUCGUAGCUCGUUACGGUGGCAAGGUGUACAAGAAGUAGUGGGGUGUGUCGAUCCGGCAGGAGGUAGAUAGGCAGCCAAUGCAAGCUGUAAGUACUUUUUUCGUCCAUGUAUUGAUUAUUAUUUUUAUAUUUGUUCC
This is a messenger RNA of Ochlerotatus camptorhynchus, 1688 nucleotides long. RefSeq names its product photorepair (gene phr). NCBI's taxonomy places the organism in Eukaryota, Metazoa, Arthropoda, Insecta, Diptera, Culicidae. The record is from RefSeq and is a predicted model, not a curated record. Gene Ontology annotation, molecular function: deoxyribodipyrimidine photo-lyase activity. Gene Ontology annotation, biological process: photoreactive repair. Bases 70 to 1590 code for a protein of 506 amino acids. The transcript is spliced from 3 exons.